UGAAUUCUAAGAGUAGAACAGGCAUUGAAAAAGAGAUUGGCUUAUGAUUGUCUAAGUUGGAGAAGAAGUUGAAUUCUAGAAAAGGGAAGUCACCCGGAUCAUAUAUGAACAUUUUGAACGAGUUUAAGGGUGUUGAAGAAGCAAAAGAGAUGGAUGAGACAUUAAUGUUUAAGAAAAAAUUUAAGUUCAGGAAUUCUAGGAGUUUGAGAAGUGAUGCGAAGGGUUUUCAGGUAUGAGGGUUUUCACUUUUCAGGUAUGAAGGAUAAUUCAACGUAUGAGAAAAAGAAGAGUGGUAUAGCAAGUGCAAAUCAUGAUUCAAUGGGAGUCGGGAACACUGACAAGAGGUUUGGUACUGGCCUGGAGAAGAGUCAAAGAGGGCCUUUGGUUGAAGUUAUGAAGUUUAGAGAAACAAAAGAUAUAGAGGCACUAAAGUUGCAGAACCUUGCAAAAGGAAAGCAGGAAACUACCAUGAAAUUUGAUAAAGAUUCUGGUUGGGGUGGAAUGGUUCAUCAGCGAACAUAGUUAGUAGUGAUCUAUCAGAUAUCAAGUCUGAUUUGUUGUGGCUGAAGCUUCCUUACGUUUUGGUAUAUUAUUGAAA
Messenger RNA from Pistacia vera, 598 nucleotides. RefSeq lists its product as uncharacterized. Lineage: Eukaryota; Viridiplantae; Streptophyta; Magnoliopsida; Sapindales; Anacardiaceae. Bases 214 to 522 code for a protein of 102 amino acids. The record is from RefSeq and is a predicted model, not a curated record. The transcript has 2 exons.